Messenger RNA from Stylophora pistillata, 1101 nucleotides. RefSeq lists its product as uncharacterized. Lineage: Eukaryota; Metazoa; Cnidaria; Anthozoa; Scleractinia; Pocilloporidae. The record is from RefSeq and is a predicted model, not a curated record. Gene Ontology annotation, molecular function: AP-1 adaptor complex binding. Gene Ontology annotation, biological process: negative regulation of cell motility; regulation of Arp2/3 complex-mediated actin nucleation; negative regulation of substrate adhesion-dependent cell spreading.
GUUUGACUGGAAGGAAGAGUGUUUUUUAAUGUUAAGACAUUCAAAACCACAAACUCUCUAAGAAAUUCCUCACAAAAUUUUAACUUGUUAAAAAAAACUCUCAUUUGACUCCACACGUAUGCGUUUUAUUUUUCUUUUUUUACCCUUUUGGUGUAAAUUUAUAGAACAUAGCGAAAGAUGGCUUGCAUGGCCUUGUGGGUAACCCUUAGUCAUCAGUAGUCAUGUGCCACGCAUAUGAUGGAAAUUUCGCUACAACAACAGCUGAGAUCGUCAGAAAAUGACUACAAUAUAUAAAUAGAAACUCCGGAAUUCAAAAUGGCCAGCUGUAUGAGAGGAUGCUGGGGUGUAUUCAGUGAGGAAUUAAGGAAAUUGCGCCGGCCGGCACAUCUUAGAGGGAGAACUUACAGACGUGCAAGAUAUAGUGAAAAGGAGUUGAGUAUCGAGUUUGAAAACUUGAUUGAUGAGGAGGACUUCAAUCCCCGUCCUAGACGGAUUUUAACUGAAACAGAAACAGAACUGAUCACGCAGAAGAGAUACAAUGACCUGGUUGAACAGCAGAAGAAAUUAGAUGCAGAAAUUGAUGCACAGUUAUCUCGAAGAGAAGACGAUUUACGGCUGGAAGAGGAGGCAUACUAUGAGGCUAAAAGAGAAGCAGCUCGUGUUGCCAAACAGGCCAGACAAAUGGAGGAAAAUAAAGCAUCAAAAGAAAAGGAUAAAAGAGUGCGGAGAGGUUUCUUAGAAGAUUCAUCAUUGUCUUCUUGGCUUUCAGAUGAUGGAUUUAGUGUAGAUAGCACUGAGCUUGAUGUUGAAGACUUUGAUGCCUUCUUAGAGAAAGUAAAAGCUCGAUCUCUUGGGGGAUCCAGUCCAUUCACUUCUCCCACAGCAACCACACCAAAUGCAUCAUGGGAGGAUGCCUUAGCUCAGGGAGUUGAGGCCACCAAGAUAGCUGGGAAAUCCCUUGAUGCCCUGAAUGGGUUUUCAUCUUCAGUUGAUCUGGUGUCAGUUAGUGAGAGGUAGCAGGCCUAAUAGAGGUUUUGCAUGGCUGCCAUGCAAUAUGGCAGCCAUGUUGCAUGGCAGCCGUGCAAUAUGGCAGCCAUGUUG